Molecule: messenger RNA, 5019 nt
Organism: Aspergillus heteromorphus CBS 117.55
Lineage: Eukaryota; Fungi; Ascomycota; Eurotiomycetes; Eurotiales; Aspergillaceae
Product: chromatin segregase YTA7
Exons: 2
Coding region: 1-5019 (1672 amino acids)
Biological process (GO): positive regulation of transcription by RNA polymerase II
Cellular component (GO): nucleus
Molecular function (GO): ATP binding; histone binding; chromatin binding
Source: RefSeq, a predicted model, not a curated record
AUGGCGAUCUCCAAGAGACCCCCUGUCUGGCGCGGAAUCAUGCCUCGUGCAAAGCGCUCCAUCGAGGAGAUGGCCAACAAGUCCGACUCGGAUGACGAUGACUACAGUGACCAUCCCGUGCGCUCCUCCCGCCGCUCGGCUUCCCGAUCCAAGUCGAAAAAGAAGGCCAAGCCCGUCAAGAAGAGGGCCCGUCGCGAUUCCGACGAUGACAUCGUGUCCGACGAGGACAUCUUCGACGAGGCUGACGAGCUAUCCUUUGAGGAGUCUGAGGAGGAAGAUGACAUUAACGCGGCACGCAAUGCCCGUGGACUUGUUGCCCGAAGGGCCGCCACCAACCGACCGAUCUACAACGAAGGCGAAUCCAGCAGCAUCGAGGACCGUUCCGAAGACGAUGAUAUCGACCGGUCCCCACCGAAAAAGCGCAAAAGUACCGUGGUGACGCUGAAGCUGGGCAGCGCCCUGAAGCGGCAGGCUCCGUCGGAUAAUUUCCAGGGUACUCGACGGGUCACUCGGCGCACGCGGGACCCGUCGGAAGAUUUCCAUGCCCUGACCACGUCCGGCCGCCAUAUGGAGACCGUCGAACGAGGCACCCAGAGCCCGGAGAUGGAAUCCAAACGUCGUCGGGGCUCUCGUGGCAUGAAGCGUGCCCCCGUGCUGGAUGAGGAGGAGGAGCCAGACUCGACUCAACCGAAGCAGGAGGAGGACGAGAUCGAUGAAACAACCAUGGAGGUCAAAGGCUCGCAGCUGGAGAUUAUGGAAAGCGACGUGCAGGGCAGCUUCGAAGAAGGGGUCCCGCCUGCCGUCGGCCAGGCCCAGGAUGCAUCCGGCGCGGAUGAUGAAGGCUUUGUCCCGGAGUCUGAAAACGGUGAUGCAAAGGGGGCUGGCGAGGAUGAGGAUGAUGAUGACGAGGAUGAAGGCCCGAUAACCCGGAGGAGAAGUAGACCGAACCGCAGCCAGGAGGUCGAGCAGCCGGAAGAAGAGGCGUCUGCAGAGCUGCGUCGCUCUAGCCGCAAGAAACCGAACAGCUCCCAACGCAAGCGCCAAGGCGACGAGGAGAGCGAUUUCGAGCCCGAGGAGGAAGAAUCAAACGAUGAUGACGAGAUGUCACGGUCUGGAAAGUCACAAGCGUCCCCACAGAAAGGGAGUCAGCCUCGAGACGAUGAUGAAGAGAGCGCCGUCGGCCGUCGUCCGGGUCUACGCAAGAGGGUAUCCCGAUCCCGGGGACAGUCCGAGGCCGGGGGCGACAUCGCCGAUGAGCUUGCGGAAGAGUUGGAAGAUCUCCGCGGCGGCCGUCCCCGUCGGCGAGUCCAGCCGGAGAUUGUCUACGAGAAACCUCGGCGCAGCAGGAAGGAUGUCGACUACCGUAUCAUCCGCCCUGAUCUGAUCCUGCCCAUCGAGGAGGCCGAGAAUGAAGUCAACGAAUCCCCCUCCCGCCGUGGCCGCGGAGGUGGCGGUAGCAGCUGGCAACGCACCCUGUUCCCAACCUAUGGGCCUUUUGGAGGCGGCGGGCCGUCUGCGAUCUUGGGUCCCCCGGGAGCUCCUGCUGCGACUGGCGGCGUGGACAGUGAUAGCAGUGACGAUGAAGGCAUGCACCGUCCCAAGGGACUGUCAUCUGGGCCCGGGCAGCAUGGCGCCGGCAUCCUAGGCACCCAGACCCACGGGGCUGAUGCUGCCCAGGGUCUUUCCGGAACACCUGCAAAUCUCGGAAAGAUGAAGGACAAGCAGACGCUCGCUGACGCAGACCCACUGGGGGUGGACGUGAGUGUCAAUUUCGACAGUGUUGGUGGUUUGCAAGGACACAUUGACCAGCUGAAGGAGAUGGUUUCCCUGCCGCUGCUGUACCCGGAGAUCUUUCAACGAUUCCACAUCACACCUCCCCGGGGUGUUCUCUUUCAUGGCCCCCCUGGAACUGGCAAAACGCUGUUGGCCAGGGCCCUGGCGAACAGCGUCAGCUCCAAUGGCCGCAAGGUCACUUUCUAUAUGAGAAAGGGAGCGGAUGCGCUGAGUAAAUGGGUGGGCGAGGCUGAGCGACAACUUCGGCUCCUUUUCGACGAGGCCCGCAAGACGCAGCCUAGCAUUAUCUUCUUCGACGAAAUCGACGGAUUGGCACCCGUGAGGUCAAGCAAGCAAGAACAAAUUCAUGCAUCCAUCGUGUCGACACUGUUGGCCUUGAUGGAUGGCAUGGAUGGCCGUGGACAAGUGAUUGUCAUCGGUGCCACGAAUCGCCCCGACUCCAUCGACCCUGCUCUACGUCGUCCUGGUCGAUUUGAUCGCGAGUUCUAUUUCCCUCUGCCCAACACCGAAGGCCGUCGUGCUAUUCUGGACAUCCACACCAAGGGCUGGGAGCCGCCGCUUGGUGGUCACAUCAAGGACGAACUUGCGGGAAUUACCAAGGGCUACGGAGGAGCGGAUCUCCGCGCUCUCUGCACGGAAGCCGCCCUCAAUGCAGUGCAGAGGAGAUACCCCCAGAUCUACAAAUCCGAUCAGAAGCUCCUCAUCGAUCCAAAGACAAUCGACGUCACCCCUAAGGACUUCAUGCUGGCGAUCAAGAAAAUGGUCCCGUCAUCAGAGCGCUCGACCUCGUCGGGUGCCUCACCACUACCAGGCUCGGUUGAGCCCUUGCUGCGCGCGCCUUUCGGAGAGAUUCAAAGCCUCUUGUCUCUGGUCCUCCCCCAGAGAAAGAGACUCACGGCUCUGGAGGAGGCGCAGUUUGAGGAACCGGAGGAAUCAGGCAGUUUCCAGCGCGAACAGAUGCAGCAAGAAUUCGACAGGUCGCGAAUCUUCAGGCCGAGAAUGCUGAUCCGUGGGUCUCUCGGCAUGGGCCAGCAGUAUCUGGCGGGCGCCCUGUUGAACCAUUUCGAGGGACUCCAUGUCCAAGCCUUUGACCUGCCCACCCUUCUCAGCGAUUCCACCCGGUCCCCCGAAGCGGCCGUAAUACAGCUCUUCGCCGAGGUCAAGAGACAUAAGCCGAGCGUGAUAUACAUUCCCAACAUCGAGGCGUGGUCGGAAACGGUCGGACACGCUGUGAUAUCUACGUUCCUCGGCCUACUUCGGUCGGUUCCUCCUACCGAUCCUGUGCUACUGCUGGGCGUUCAAGAGACAGGUGGCGAGGACGUGGAUACGGGCGUGAUGCGGAAUCUCUUUGGCUUCUCGAAGAAGAAUUUCUACGACCUGAAAGCACCGGCCAACGACGCACGCUACGAGUAUUUCACCAAGGUGGUCGACUACGUCAAGACAUCCCCCGCCCACUUCCCUGACCCCGAAAACCGCAAGAGGAGGGAGCUGGAAACACUGGCGAUUGCGCCCCCACCGUCCCCGAAGGCCGCCACGCCGCUGUCCAAAGAGCAGCUCAAGGCCCAGAAAAGGAAGGACCAUCAGACCCUCAAUCUCCUGAAGAUCCGCAUCCAGCCCAUCAUGGAUCAGAUCAAGAAGUACAAGAGGUUCCGCACCGGGGUGAUCGACGAGUCGCAGAUCCGGUACCUCUGGGAGGAGGAGGAUCCGAACGUCGUCACGAGCGAUCUGCCGAUCGAGCAGCGGACUACCUUCCGGCCGUUUGAAAAGGCCUACGACAAGCACGGUGCGCCGGGGCUCCGCGAGACGGUGUCGGGCAAGUUCUUCUACAACAUGGAGAUCGUGACGAUCGAGAAGCGUCUCUCCAACGGUUACUACAAGCGCCCCAAGGACUUCCUGGCAGAUAUCAAGCGGCUGGCCAAGGAUGCCCGGCAACUGGGCGAGCAAGAGCGGCUGCUGAGAGCCAAUGAACUCCUGUCCAAUGUGGAGGUGGAUGUUGCUACCAUCGAGCAAGCAGAGCCGGCUCUUGUGACGGAGUGCGAAGGCGUCUAUCUUCGCGAGUUGGAACGGGAAAAGAUUGCCAUCGAGAAGGCCAGGCAGGCAGCGGAAGAAGAGGAGAGGCUCUUCGCUGGUCGCAUGCUGGACCGGGUCCCGCAUGGGAACACCGAAUCGGGGCCCUCGAGCGGUCCAGUGGUCCUGGGCGAAGAAUUCCCCGGCAGCGCACAGAAGGAGACAGGCCGACCCAGGACCCCGAUGCGCCCUUCGGCCGUCAGCUUCAUCACCAACGGCUACCAUACCGGCGGAGGCUCGGAUCUGAACGAUCUCAGUACGCAUGCGCUCACCAGCAAUGGCUCUCACGACUAUCGGGUCGACGGCGACGGCGACGGCGAUACCUUGAUGACCAACUCGGACCAGUCCGGCGACAGGGAAACGCAGACGAGCUCCUUCGGGCCGUCGGCGCAGCCAAAGCCUCCGUAUUCGCACACGGCGCCAUCCCAGCAGGUGCGCCGGGAGUCGGGCAUCUCGAAUUUCUCGCAGAAAGGGCCCGUUACCCCCAUGGCACCGGGGUCUCAGCCCCAUGAUUACACCAACGAGGCAUCCACCACGCAGACGACGUCCGACAAGAAGUCCUCUGAGCAGUUGUCUGCCCCGCACCAGUACACGCAGAGCCCCGUCGCGGCGCACGGGAUGCGACAGGACUUCCCGGACCUCACGCAGUAUCCGGACCGGGUGUCGCAGGAGGAGCAUCUGCCCGACACGCAGCAAGGGGACAGCAGCCAGCCGUCGCCUCGUCCGACGGGCGGGCUCGCCGACCUGGACAACGGCGCCAUCAACACCGGCGGCUCCCAACCGCGGCAACAGCCCCCUGUGCCCCUGUUUGACCACGCCAACAAGCCGACGUCGCAUGGCCCGGCCACUCUGCAGUCCCUGCUGAACAACGAGGACCUGUCGCCCAAACUGGUUCUGGACCACGAAUACGUGGAGAAGCUGCACGACCAGCUGACGCAGCGGACGAGUGGCUGCAGCGUGGAGCAACUGGAGCAGAUCAACACCAACCUGAUGGACUACCUCUGGCGGACGCGGGGCGAAUGGAAUCGGAGCAAGGUGGCGGCGGGGAUCCAGGAGACGUUCAAUGAGGUUCUGGAGGACAUGCAGGCGAUGCAGGAGAUUGGGCCGAUCAGCCAGAAGACGAAGGAGCAGCUGGGGGCAUCGCUGUAUCCCCUGUAG